This is a messenger RNA of Symbiodinium pilosum, 2008 nucleotides long. The record is from the annotation of a GenBank genome assembly. NCBI's taxonomy places the organism in Eukaryota, Dinophyceae, Suessiales, Symbiodiniaceae.
AUGGAGCCAUCGCUGUACAUGCUCUUGGCCAUUGAUUCCACAUUUUCGGAUAGAUCUGCAUCCGCUCUGAUCAUGGAGCCGUCUUUGAAGAGGCGAAGGCUUGAGGAAGCCAAACGUGACUUGGCAUUUGGUCAGCACUACGCUGGCUUACGGGAUGCCGGUGCUCAAUUAGAGCAGCUGUGCGAGCGCUUGGCUUGUAUGGAGGAUGAGCUUGCUGGGAGCCUUCAAUCCUGCACAGAACCUGAUGCGAAACAGAAAUUCAAACAACUGCGCUCUCGAAUGGAGGCCACUAUACGAGAGGAGCUGUCACGCUUGUGUGGUUUGGCUUGCGAGCCCGCUGAAGUUGCAGAAAAGCUUGGCUGCUGCGUCCUGCAGGCGACAACGACUCGAGGGCGAGAUGUAAUUUGUCAUAACCAGGAUUACAACCUCCAGAACCACAUCGACAUGGUGAGCGACAAGGUGAGAGUCUCGGCGUUUCAGUCAUCGAUCUAUCGUUCGGCAAAGGGAAAACGGGUUCUGGAUGUCGGCACGGGGGCGUUUUGCUUGCUUGCCCGGAUGGCCCUGGCAGCUGGCGCUGCUCGAGUGGAUGCCGUGGAGAUCAAUGAGUGGGUUUGCGGACACGCCGAGAAGCUGCUUCGCCGCGAGGCGACAAUGAAGAAUCAGGAAAACGAAGAAGGUUUGCAACUGGAUGCGGACCUUUCCUUGACUGCUAAGCUCUUGCCUGAAGUUCCACCGUUGGCUCAACCUGGGGCUCAGGUCUGUGAAGACACGUCAGGCGUUUCUCCGGAUAAUUCCGGCAAACCCUGCUGCACGAUUUCUGUGAUCCGAGGCAACUUGCCCUCCUCCCGUCUCUGUUUGUAUUCUGGAUCGCUGCAGAAGUCGCCUCUUUCAGGACCAUACGAGCUCGUGGUUCACGAGCUGUUGGGCCACGUUGCCAGCAGCGAGGGCGUGGUUGAAACUCUGAAAACUUUGCAACGCCCAGAUUUCUGUGCAAAGGACUGCACGUUCAUUCCCUGUGCUGCUGGCACGCUGUUUGCGCCAACUAGUAAAUUGGAACUGGCGAGUUCCCUCGAGAGGGUCCUGCACUGUUUUUUCAAUGCUGGAACGCGCAUCGAGGCGCAAACAAAGUAUCACGCACGAUGCUUCGAUGCGACGAAGCUGCUGGCAAGGCCGCGCUUCUUUGAGUACUUGACCUUUUCUGCCGUUUCGACGCCAGAUGCUGGCAGGAGGAGGGUGGUUUUCAUAACAGACAUGUCUGGCGAGUUCGAUGGCUUGCACUUCCACUUGCAUGUGCAGCUGGAUGAGUCGACUGAAAUUGAUACAUUAGCCACCAGAACAACCUGGUCUACAACCUAUGUGAAGCUGUUAGAGCGUGGCGUGUGGUUGCCAGAAGGGUUCUGUAUGGUGUCCUGGCAUGACUGGAACUGGAGGCAACAAUUUGCUUGCCCGAUCAAAUGGCCUAUUUGGCCUAAUGACGGUAUCCUUGUCGGGAUUAUCUACGACAAAUAUGGAUCGCUUCACCGUGCCAAGUGCGAUGCUUUUGGCCUGCUGUUGACCUACUGGGUUGGCACGCCCUUGUUGGAGUACUUGACAAAGGGCCAAAGUUUCUCCACAAGUCUCAAAGAUGAAUGCUUAGACAUCGUCUCCUUCAUCGUUCCGCUUGCAGCUGUGGCCACAGACAUCGGGAAGAUCAUGACUACCGAGAUGCUACAGAAGCUUGCCUCCGGUGUUUUUACCAAAGAAUGUUUGAAGGUUUGUGCAUUCCGCAUGGGUCUCUUCGCCGGCCUGCUGUCGCGUGUGCGAGGCAAGGAGGAGCUUUUGGAUCAGCGUGCCAGCGACGUGCGAAAGAAGGGUGCAACCGUGCGUAUUGCGGAUGACGAAGAGAUUCCUGACGAAUGGUAUGGUGAAGGUGAUCCGAGAGUGGAAGUCACGCCAACAAAGGUUGCAAUUGGUGUCAACUCUUGGACCCUCCGAGUCAGUGUGCGAAUGCUGGCAGCCGGAAGAGCGG